Prorocentrum cordatum is the source of this 1126-nucleotide messenger RNA. The record is from the annotation of a GenBank genome assembly. Lineage: Eukaryota; Dinophyceae; Prorocentrales; Prorocentraceae.
CCUCCUCCUCCUCCCCCCUCCUCCCUCCCCCUCCCCCUCCCUUCCGGCCCUUUCCCUCCCCUCUCCUCCCUCCCUCCUCCCUCCCCCCUCCCCUGCCCUCCCGUCCUCCCCCCCUGCCCUCCUCCCUCCUCCCGGGAUCUGCUGGCCGUCCCCCAGUGCGCCCUUCUUUCGACGCCUGGUGUGGCCGCGCUUCUGCGGUGCCCGCGGACUCCAUGGCCAUGCCCCUCUUCCUGCCGGCGCACCUGUCCAAGUACAUCUCGCGGGCUGGACCCGCGGAUUCGGCGUCCGUGCCGCUCCUGGACUGGGUGCCGAAGUGGGUCUCCGCGGCUCGAGGGGAGGACGCAGGCAGUUCCCCCCUGAGCCUCACGACCGUGGACGCGCUCGCCCACUGGUCGAGGCUCAUGGACUUCUUCGUACUGCCCGCGGUCCAGCUCUUCCCCAGCCUUGCUGGGCUCUUUGCUGCGCUCAGCUCUGCCGAUUUCGACGGCAUCAGCGCGGAGAUGAGGCGCCACCGGGCGAAGAGUCUGCCGGAGGCGGCCGCGUUCUGGUCCCGCGCCGCGGCGCAGGCACUGGCGGCCAGGUAGUCGUCAACGCGCUGGCGCCGUGGCUGCGACACGGUCGGCCUCGUCCUCCCGCCAAAGGGGACUGCGGCUGGAAGCGGGCGCCUUGUCCUCGUCGCCCUCCUCUCCCCUCCCUCCUCUCUCAGGCCCGCCUCCCUACUCGCCGCUCCCCCGCGUCCCUCCUCCUCCCCGUCCUCCCGACCCCCUCGCUGGCGCGAGCACGGGCGGGGCCGCCGGGGAGCACCCCCGCUGGAAGCCGCCGGCCCCCAGCGCGGGGCGCCCGCGCGGGGGCGCCGGAACACAGCUCGCGUGCGGUGCCGCUUUGUGAGGAGUUUUCUCAUUCAUUGUCUUGCCGAUCGGCGCGGGCUCUCGCGCUCCUCUCCCCUCCCCGCCCACGGAGCAGGUCUUGGCUGCUUUUGGCGCCCACUGCGGCCGCUGGCUUCCAGCGCGGGGCGCUCGCGCGGGGCGCCGAAAGACAGCUCGCGUGCGGUGCCGCUCUGUGAUCUUUUUCUCAUUCCUUGUCUCACUAAGUCAAAGCAGAUGCCCAAUCCCAAAAACGCGAGGGC